AUUUGGCCGAAGGCUUAAGACCGAUCUCCAUCAUGGCCACUUGGCAUCCGUUGGUCCAUGUGCGUCUCACAAUCUACGGAACCCUGACGCCAGGAAGGAGUUCGUUUUUUGUAACAUAGAUUCGAUGUGUUGGAAUAUGGACCUGUCGCGUGUGCUAAUGCUGGCUUAUGAUCUUAGUCACGUGGAAUCAUUGGGUCAUUGCGCAGAGGAUCGGCAUCAAUGGGCAUAGAUGUGUGUGUGUGUGCUUAAUAUCCUUCAUAUCCCGGAAGCCAUUUACAGCUUCAGAUUCAGGGGAUCAAAGUCAUCUCCAUGCACUAGUCAUCUCCGUCAAUGUCUCUUGCAGUCCAUGCCACGUGAGUUGCGUGUGGACUAUGCUGGGAACUCCUUCCGAUGGUUCGACACGGACGAGAUGCUUCGGGUGCACGGGGCAGACUUGUCCAAUUUCUUGGCCAAAAGCAUCGAGGAGCACUUCAAGGUGCCUUUGCACUUUCAAGUGCUUUGCGACAUUGAAGGCCCCUUGACCUCCGGCGAUUUCCAGCGACUGCUGCAGAACGAGGCCCCAAAGCUGUGGCUCUUCGACGCACGUUACAUGCCAGAGGACCUGCGGAAGCAAUGCGAAGAACGCACAAGGCUUGCAAGGCCCAGCGGCUGUUUGCCGAACGGAGCCAAGCUGGAGACUCUGGUGGAAGAGAAGAGUGAUACACAAGCGGAGCUGAGCAGUUUGUCUGAACGGGAGAAGCAGGUGGCCCAGUUGUUGUCGGAGCGCGAAGCGGAGAUUCAGCAGCUGCAGAGAGAGCUGAACUCCUGGCCAUUGACUCCGGUGGAUGAGGACGAAACCUCCCUACAGAUGUUGGAGGCGGAGGAAGCGAUGCUCGUCCAGUCGGUGCAGGAGGCGCUGGCGCGGAUUUCAGCUCAUCGAACGCCCACUCUGCGAAGCAGCACGGGUGUCAGUGUACAAAGGACAUUCUGCAGUGAGACGGAGCUGACCACUGCCUCGCCCUUCAGCCUCCGUGAGAAGCCGCGCUCCUCGGGGCCGUUGCCACCGCUGGAGAGUGAUGGCUGCCGAGUGUGUGGAUCCGAUGACAAGGAGCGCUCUGCGCGUCACACGCUCCGGCAGCAGCUCGCCGCCGCAGAGGAAGCCCACACGACGCAGGAGCUCCGUGUGACGGAGUGGCAGACUCGGGCGAAGUCGGCAGACGCCGCCUUGCUGGAGGAGCAGACGGAGUUCGCCCAUGCUCAGCUCCAGUGGAAGCUGGAGAUGGAUCUGGCCAUGCGCGACAAAGACCUCGCACAUGUCCAGGAGCUCCGUGAGAUCCAGAGUCGGAUCCACCAGUCCGAGUUGCGACACCAGGCGGAGGUGUUGACCUUGCGGCAUCGGGUCGCCAACUGCGCCGAGCAGGAGGAAUGGCAACAGAUGGAGCUCUUGCUGCUCAAGACCCAGCAGAAGCGCUCAGAACGAGCUCAAGAGCAAGAGCUUCAGGAGUUGUUGUCCUCCGUGGAGCUGGAGCGGCUCACGGGUGAACAGCGUGCCAGUGAGCUGAGCUCCAAAACCCGCCAGGAGAAAGACCUGGCUGCACGCUUGGCGGGAUGUGGUCUUGAGAUUUUAGCCUUGGAGAAUGCCAUCGAGGCAUUGCCUGUUCGGUUGGAUGGAGGGGUGGAUGAGUGCCUGAGGAAGGCAGAAGAGGAGUCUUCGCGACUGGCCUCGGAGCUUCAGCAAGAGGCAGAAAUGCUCCGGCGGGAAGAGUUGGCGCAACAGGUGCAGUUGGCGGAAAUGACACGGCUGCAUCAAAGAGAAGAGGAGCAAAGCCGCGCAGCGGCCGAGGCCAGAGCUCGAGAGGAAACCCUCGAGCUACAGCUACAGCAGCUGGAAAGCCAACUGGAGGCAGCGUUGAAGGCGCCCGCGCCAGAGCUGCCAAAGGUGGAAGAAAGGAAAUCCGAUUACAUCUCAACAGCAGAUGAUGAGCUUGACAAGGCCUUGGAGAAAGAGAUCUUUGAGUUGGGUCCGGGUGUGCUUAAGGGGCUUUCUUUAGAGAGGACUGGCCCCAAGAGAUACAAGUUCAGGGAACAGAAAGUCUAUAUGCAGCUCACGGACUCCAAGGUCACCGUGCGCGUGGGGGUGAAUUACAUCCCACUGGCCCAGUGGACGAAGGAGCUUUUCACCAACGCGGAGGAUCCCUUCAGUACCUUAGACGCCCAGUCGCCUUUUGCCAACGUGCGCUGAGACCAUGCGCGAGUGGAAAAGGGCC
This is a messenger RNA of Durusdinium trenchii, 2246 nucleotides long. The record is from the annotation of a GenBank genome assembly. NCBI's taxonomy places the organism in Eukaryota, Dinophyceae, Suessiales, Symbiodiniaceae.